CUCUAAGGUUAGCUCUUUCUGCAGGUCCUUUCCUCCCCCGUUUAAGCACUGAGGCCGUAAACAUACAUUUGUGUUGUGUAUGUGUAUGUUCACACACGGAUGCAUAUGCACAUGUUGCUCUCCAAACUUCAUUCUGCUAUCUUUAUUGAGAUGAAAGGAUGAAAGGGGAUGAUUCAAGGCACAGAAUCUAGUGUAUAAUUGGAAGAGGAGUCCGUUUUAGCGGACCAUUUGGGUCUGGAAUGCCAUUGCUGGCCUUGCAGAAUUUAUCCCGGGGUUACAUAAGACGGUCCUUAUGAAUUCUGUCUUCUCAGCAUCCUGUCUCCUCCUUCGUCCUCCAGUUAGCCAGUCUACAUUGUGUGUACGUUUACAGCCUCAACAUAGUUCCUGUUAUCAAAACUACUCUAAUGGUCAGCCCCUCUCCUCUGGUUCAUUAGCUUUCCCAACCAUUUAUUUUCGUUCCUUGCUAUACCGUCCAUCAACCAUUGGAGCUAGAGCUCUUUCAAAUGAGGAAGCAAUCUCUGUAAUUAAUUUUGAAGAUUUUGUGGAGAAAGAUUGGUCAUUUCUUGAAACUGAUGAUUCAAAUUCUGAAGAAGUGCACCAACAAAAGAUUAACCGGAUAAUCUCUGCAGGAGAGAUACGAGAGACGUCAAGGGUCAUGAUUUCGACUGGUUCUGAAGCAUUUGUCGACCAAAUAGUCAAUUCAUUGCCUAGCCAACUUUUGUUGCUUGUCCAUGACUCCCUACUAGUGUUAGCCUGCAUCAAAGAAAAGUAUGACACGGUUAAGUGUUGGCAGGGAGAAUUGAUAUAUGUGCCAGAGAAAUGGGCACCUUUCGAUGUGGUGUUUCUAUACUUCCUUCCUGCUUUGCCCUUUAAACUUGAUCAGGUUUUGGGAGCACUUGCUAAGCAUUGUUUGCCAGGUGCAAGGAUUGUGAUCAGCCACCCCAAAGGAAGAGAAGUUUUAGAACAGCAAAGACGACAAUUCCCCGACGUGGUAAUCUCCAACUUGCCAGAUAAGUUGACGUUGCAGAACGUUGCUGCUGAUCAUUCAUAUCAGAUGAUUGAAUUUGUAGAUGAACCUGGAUUUUACCUUGCUGUCUUGAAGUUUAAAGGCACAGGCAGGUAGAGACCAGUUCCAAGCUUGGCUCUGUUGUUUGUGGUCCAAGAGUUGGAAAAAUAUUACAAACUCUUUACCCUUGUCUGUGGUUCAUGUUCUAGAAGUUGUGGGUUAUGUUUAAAGCCACAAUGUGUAUCCUCGACAUUAAUUUGAACCCAAAUUGUGAACUUGAGAAAAUUGGCAUCCCAAAUGAAUUCUAAGGGGCCUUGCGAUAAGAAGCUCAAAGAUGACUUUUACAUGUAAAA
Messenger RNA from Diospyros lotus (date-plum), 1359 nucleotides. RefSeq lists its product as uncharacterized. The transcript is spliced from 3 exons. The record is from RefSeq and is a predicted model, not a curated record. Bases 293 to 1123 code for a protein of 276 amino acids. Lineage: Eukaryota; Viridiplantae; Streptophyta; Magnoliopsida; Ericales; Ebenaceae.